Drosophila sechellia is the source of this 2638-nucleotide messenger RNA. RefSeq names its product dynein regulatory complex protein 11. Lineage: Eukaryota; Metazoa; Arthropoda; Insecta; Diptera; Drosophilidae. The record is from RefSeq and is a predicted model, not a curated record. The transcript has 8 exons. Bases 1 to 2619 code for a protein of 872 amino acids. Gene Ontology annotation, molecular function: ATP hydrolysis activity; protein binding; ATP binding.
AUGUCGUUCGAUCUUAACCAUAAAUUUUGGGUCUACACGCGCAAGGAAAUUGGCCAACUAAUCAAGAAGCAGAACCGCCUGAAGAAGAUUGAGCCGCCAGAGGAAAAGGCUAUAUCGUAUAAAAUUUACGCAGAGCUCUAUGUUUUGUAUGUGGAGCUGGUCGAUAAGUUAAGUUUCAUAUACCACAAUACUUUCCAAGUGCAAAAGCGGGCAUUGGUACGAGUUUUGGUGGAGAAUGCCACUCAGCAGCUAAUGCAACUCAAGGAGGAGUUAAAAGACCUGGAAAUGAGCGAAUACGUAUACAUAGAUAAGGCGCUGAUCGCUAGGAAGCUAACACCACGGGACCUGGUCGUAUGGAGGUCACCACAAUUCCUUUACCGUCGCCCGUUGGACAUUCAAAAUAUCAUAGCCGACAACCGAUUGUACAUGAACGAUGAGGAAAAGGAAGAAAAGGCAGCCCAGGAUUGGGUUCCGAUCAGUGAGGCCGUCAAGCUUAUCCAAGCUCACGAGAGGGCGCGCCGAGCUCGGGUUUACAAGUCGAACAUAAAGUACGACAAGAAAAAGUUCCUCAAGGUCCAUCAAAGAAAGAAAAUCAAUUACAAAUUCACCUUUAAGCCUGAUCAGGCAAUGAGUAUUCCCGUGAAGCGAACCAUUUUUUCAGCUGACUUCUUGAAGGCGGACGAGUCCUGCGAAAACCUCAUUAAAAAGGAUGAUGGAGCGGAUACCGCAAUAGAUGAUGAGGAAGCCUUAAGUGCAAUACAGAACAAUGCUGCUUGUAAAAUCCAAAGUUGUUGGCGUGGCUACAAGACGCGGAAAAUAGUCAAGAUAAAGAAGCGGUUCAGGGAGGAACUGUAUGGUAUGAAGAAAAUGAGGAAACUGAAGCGACCUAAUCAGAAGGCAAAUUCUAUUAUGGAAAUGUACAAGAACGAGAUGCUCAAGAAGAAGCUGGAUGAGGACUUCAUCAACUUGAUCAACGAUGAGCGCACCCGACUGCUGCAAGUCCGAAGUCCAUGGAUGAUGGAAGACAUAUCCGAUCAUAUCCGGGCAUGGUUCAAGGAAUUCUACGACGCGACUGGGAAUUUUCAUCCUUAUCCCGAUCCUGUAAAACAAGGAACGGUACUGGUUGUCAUUGAUGAAACAAUGACCCCAAUGGAAUUUCAGGAAUCCCUUGGUAAAAAGCCACUGUCAAAAGCUGAGCUGAAGAAACUUCGCGAUAAGGAGAAGAAAGAGAAGAGGAAAAAGAAGGAAAAGCUAAAACAGCUGAAAAUUAAGGAAGCUAAACGUCGGAAGAAAUUGAGGGACGCUGGAGUCAUCGAUAUUGGCUACGAACUAACUGCAAGCAAGGCAAUUGAAAACAUUGAAGAGACAAUGAAGAGGUACUCCAAGGACUGGAGAAAUGUCGAUGAAUAUCUGAACAAGAAUCAUGACCCCAUCAAGGAAUGGGUUACAGAGGAGCAACUGGCAAAGAUUCAUCAGGAAGUGAGGGGCUUGGUCGACGAAUACAUGAGGGUUGAGUAUGAGUUGCUGCGGGAGGCCUUGGCGAAGGAUAACGAUGAGAAGUACAAGGCUCUCAAGGUGAAGUAUCCCAAGAAGAAGAAGGAGAAGAGGAAGAAGAAGCCCAAGGACAUGACAGGCGAUAGGACACUGGAAUCCCUGUACAAUGAGCUCAAAGAUGCCGGCAUAAUAGAGGAAAUCGGUCAUCGAGACUUUGAUGAGUUCAUAACGGACUUCAACUUUGUGGCAGACGACACUCGAGAUGAAGAUAACUUAACCACAUUGGGUCCAGCAAAGGGUGACAUUAAAAUGGUUAUCCAAGAGUCGAUGCUGGGAAUGGGCGAAUUCGAUGUUCCGAAGCCGAAGUCCCUGUUGCUAAUUGGACCUCUGAAUAGCGGAAAACGAUUGUUGUGUGAAAUCAUUGCAUCCGAACUAGAUGCAGUUUUUAUGAACCUAAGUCCCGAGAAUACCUACAAAUAUGCCAAAGACUUGAAGUACUUCCUGCAUGUUAUUCUAAAAGUGGCUAAGGCCUUUCAGCCCACCAUAAUGUACAUCGAGGAGGCGCAUAGACUGUUUUGGAAAAAGGUUCCGCCUGAGGCAGUGGAUAUUAACCCCAAGCUGCUGGGCACCUCAUUAGCUAGCAAGAUCUUGAAACCAUUGAAGAAAAAUGACAAAAUUGUACUAGUCGGCACGAGUAACAUGCCCUGGGCGGCCAAUGGAGGCAUCAAGCGAGCGUUCCAAAAAGUCCUGCUUAUUCCGAAGUGCGAUUACGGCACUAGCUUCCUGCUGUGGCUAGAACUGAUGACCGAGAACGCCCCAGAUGACAUGAAGGAGUACGCCUACUCCGCACUGGCACGCGUCCUGCAGGCGUACAACUCCGGCGACAUUGAUGAUAACGUAAAGGAGACCUUGAAUAUCGACCGUAGGAUGCGACUCAAGAAUGAGGCAUUGGAUCCGAACGAGUUCCUUGAGUAUUUCCUGAGCAAGAAUGAGCCUCCCAUUUUCCCUCCAGAUGAGAAGAUAAUGGAUAAGUUCGAUAAAUGGUUCGGCAGCGCGAACAAGCUGCAAAAGCUGAGAAAAUCGUAUAUGGCUCAAAAGUUGGCGAAGGCAACCAAAAAGAAAUAAAUAAAUAAGUUUAAAACAU